AUGAUCAACGUCUGUGAGCUGCUCGUCGCUGAGAUGGCCCCUUCGAUCAACAGAUUCAUCGAUCAGGACAUUGAGCUUGGUGCACUUAUGCCAGCCUACGUCGACUGCGAAGCUGCUGGCAUGCCCAUGGUUGUCCAGGGUCUCGGGCUCAUGCGUGACUUCAUCAACGCUCGUACCUACAACCAGCGCUACACACUCAUGCAGACUGUCAACUCUGACGACUGGAGACCCGAGCGCUCGGUCCGGGCCCGUUUCCCCCUUGGUGAUCUGCAGCUCUUCUACGACUAUCAUCACUGCGGUCUCACCCCUGAGGAUCUGAAGGAGUUGGUAAAUGAACCUGAUCCGCUCUGGGUCUCUCGCGUGCCCUUCCACGACGAUGGUGACAUCGGUCCCCAGUGGGCUUGGAGAAAGUUCAAUGCCCGGUCCGCCUUGUUUGGUGGUGAAUUCUACCAAACCGCCCAUGUCGCUCGCCCUUGGGGCUAUGUCUUCUGGGACCACCGCAUGCUGGAGGCCGGCGGCCUCAUACGCCUCAACGAGGACGCAACUCGCGAUCUCAUGCCUACUAUUGAUCCUAGACACAGCAUCUACACACUGUGGUGCCCCUUUCUCAUUUGGAGAACGGUGGAGGCCUGCCGAAAGAUUCGCCUCGCCUACUAUGUCAAGGCGGCUCUGCGGACAUGGGGUCGCACUGGGUGGUUCGACGCCGACAGAUUUCCUCCUGAUUAUCUGGUGAACCAGCUGAUGGGUCUUACCUGGGAGUCACUGACAGAGGACGAGGAAGAAGACAUGGCACUCAUGGCCUUGCUUACGUACGCCUAUGAGUAUAGCUUGCAUUACCCCCAGAUCUACCUCGUUGCUCCCAACGAGUAG
Fusarium keratoplasticum is the source of this 870-nucleotide messenger RNA. RefSeq lists its product as uncharacterized. Lineage: Eukaryota; Fungi; Ascomycota; Sordariomycetes; Hypocreales; Nectriaceae. The record is from RefSeq and is a predicted model, not a curated record. The transcript is spliced from 2 exons. The coding region runs from base 1 to 870 and encodes 289 amino acids.